Molecule: messenger RNA, 1856 nt
Organism: Achroia grisella
Lineage: Eukaryota; Metazoa; Arthropoda; Insecta; Lepidoptera; Pyralidae
Gene: Dad
Product: mothers against decapentaplegic homolog 6
Exons: 5
Coding region: 311-1255 (314 amino acids)
Biological process (GO): anatomical structure morphogenesis; transforming growth factor beta receptor signaling pathway; SMAD protein signal transduction
Cellular component (GO): heteromeric SMAD protein complex
Molecular function (GO): transcription regulator inhibitor activity; I-SMAD binding
Source: RefSeq, a predicted model, not a curated record
GUCAAAAGUCCUUACCUACCUGUAUUAAAUUUAUUUCAACAUAGAUUAUUUUUAUUUUUUCCACACAAUAUUGCAAUGGGGUAAAUAUAGUUCACAGAUAAUUUCCAUUCUCUUCCAAAAUUUGGCACAACGUUGCAGUGGGGUAAAUAUGUUCUGAAGCAGGCCUCACCGAUCGCGUCACUGCACCGGCCGUCCAAAGCAUACGUUGAUCAGUCGAGUGCCCGCACGCGGCCAGUGAUGACGUGUCGCAAACGUGUUGGUGUCGCGUGGCGCGGGCGGCCGCGCGGCUCGUGACCGUCGCCGGCAUGUAAUGUUCCGGAGACGCGCGCUGCGGCGGCGGCUGGCGUUGGCCGGCGCGGCCUCCGUGUCCGACGACCAGCUGCGAAAGUUGGCCACCAUCCUCGACGCUGGCGGCGGAGACUGCGUGCCGGCCGGGCCCAACACCCAGCUCCAGAUCGCCGUCACUCGCUUCCGAUUCCCUGAACUCCGCGAGCUGACCGAGCUCCGCCGGAUGCCGUGCUGCAAGGAAAGGCAGUGCUGCAACCCUUACCACUGGAGCCGCCUCUGCAAGCCUGAAUCCCCUCCUCCACCAUACAGUCUUUACGCCAUGGACGACAUCAAAUCUAAAGAGCACGAAAGAGAGAAGAGUAAAAAAACUGAGGACGCAAGGAGGACUGACCACGAGCGGCUAGAUGGUGACUCCCUCGCCACUGACGGUGAAGGGCGAUGGACCUGGACGGAAGAAUGGUGUAGGCUAGCAUACUGGGAGUUGACCCAGCGGGUUGGCAGACAAUUCUGUGUUCGGGUGCCUGCUGUCGACGUGUUCGGGGGCAGCGCCCUGGGCAGCGGGCAGGGCGGUUUCUGCCUGGAUGGGCUGGAGCAGAGAAGCGACGCGCCACAAGUGGAACAGGUGCGAAAAACGAGAGCGAAAAUCGGUCUCGGCGUGACUCUCUCACUCGAGAGCGACGGCGUCUGGCUGUACAAUCGCAGCCAAGAACCCGUGUUCGUCAGCUCACCAGCGCUUGAUGCAGCCGCUGCAAAAGCGCUAUUGGUAUGGCGGGUCGCUCCAGGACACUGCUUAUGUGUGUUUGACCCGGACUGCCCGCCGCCAGCGCUGUCGCUGCCCCACAUAGGCCCAGUGGACUCCCGCUCGGUCAGGAUCUCGUUCGCGAAGGGCUGGGGACCAAAAUACUCAAGGCGAGACGUUACGGCAUGCCCCUGCUGGCUAGAGGUGCUACUGGCCCCGAAUAGCUGACGCCAAAACUAACGUUAUAAACUUUGGCCACGCAUUUGAAAAUGGAACAGUGAGUUUCUUUUUUUAAUUUAUCAUAAACAAUUAGUGAAACAAAUGACAAGCACAGUGGAAUUUGGACCAUAUAGUGAAGUGCACAGACUACGAACUACGAUGAGUGUAGACUUUUGACUUUUUUUUUUUAACAUAAACUGGCAUAGGUGUAUGCGUUCUGAUAUAAAUACGGACAUCAAAAUGGCCGUGGAUCUUUCUGUGGAUUAUAAUUUCCAUUACUUAAGUAUUUUUAAUGUUUUAUCAUUGAAUGUGUUGUUUUGGGCGCAUGUAAUGCGUUUUGUGUAACGCAGCGUUAUUGGCUGCGUGUAAUCUCCUAUUGGGGAUAUACGAGUAUGUAAGUACCUUCCUGACAUCAAUAUGUAUGUAUAUUUAUUUACGAUUUAUACCGUUCAGUUAGGACUGUAAAUAUAAAUUUAAAAAAAAACUUGUUGUGUUAUAUAAAAAUUGGGAUUGUUCAGAAAUAUAUGAUCGUUUCUAUAUCUAUAAUGAAUUUUAAUAUAUAAAUUUAAAUCUGACUAGUACAUCAAAUAGCAAGGAAAGUUAUACAUUU